UGCGUGGGCCUAAGGUGUUCGCCGCGUGGUCUCAUUGACAGUCGGUCGGUGAGCAGCGUUGUUGGUGUUUGGCGCGGAUGUGUCCUCGCGGACGGUUUUUCGCACAGCCGCCAGGAAUGCGCGCGAUGUUUCGCGGGCACCGGUGACCUCGGCGCGAUUAUGCUCUCACGCUUUCAUGGGACAUUUAUUUUGUGUAUCGCCACGGUGGCUGGAACAUCGUAUCCGUCGAUAGGACGAUGCGCCGGGUACACGUUGAAUACCAUCGGUGUGCUUCUCACCUUGCCGGAGAUCACGCAUCAAUGGUCAUUCUUGGGACUGCAUCUGUGGCCGAAGCGAGCCGUGGACAAACCCACAUCUAACAAGCUCGAAGAGCCACCGGAUGCGACCCAAUUUUCGCCAAGGGUGUUAAACUUCUUCCCCGUUCCGGUCGAGGAGGAGUGCCUGUCCGAGGACAAACGACGUCAGGGAAUAUGCAUGAACACAUACGAGUGUCGUAUCCAGCGCGGAGUGUCCCACGGACCGUGCGCGCUCGGAUUCGGUGUGUGCUGCAUAUUUACGGCAAGCUGCGACAAUGAGGUACAAAAUAAUCUGACCUACGUGACCAGUCCUGGUUUUCCCAACCUCAUCGACCGACCUAUGAACUGCUCGGUGGUUGUACGGAAGAUCGAUACGGAGGUCAGCCAGCUGAGGAUCGACUUUGUCCAUUUCAACAUUGGUCAGCCGAACGCGAUGACCGGCGUGUGUGACAACGAUGUUAUGCAGAUUAACAAUGGUAGGACAUCUUUCGAGUUGUGCGGUUGGAACAGCGGGCAACAUGUUUACGUGGACGUGAGCGAAGGCAACGAACCGAUCACUUUAAACUUCCGGCUGCCGAGCGGACUGCAGUCACGAAUGUGGGAGAUGCGCGUGCUGCAACUGGGUUUCGAGCAACGUGCACCGGUCGGUUGUCUCCAGUACUUUCGCGCGCCGAACGGCACGCUCAGGACAUUCAAUUAUCUGCCGAACGGCAGAUAUCUCGCCGAGCACGAUUACCUAUUGUGCGUGCGUCAGGAGCGAGACAUGUGCGGUAUCGCUUAUCAGCCGUGCACGCGAGACUCUUUUCGGGUAGGGCCCAGCAGGUCGCCGGAAAUAUCGAACGCGACCGCGAUCGCGAACACAAGUGGCGACGCAUCCGCCGCCACGCCUGUCAAUCCGAACGUCGCCUCCGGAUCCGCGAACAAUUCCGACGUGGACGUCGUCGUCGCCGCCGAGGGCUCGGGCGCGGGGUCGCCCGAGCAGGAGAUAGUGUUCCUGUCCGGCACGAGUCCGCCGCCGUUCAGCAGGCGAUGCAGGGACAGGAUACUCAUCCCCUGCGACUUCGAGGAGUUCAUCACGCCCGGAAAUAACAUGGCGGGUAUCUGCAAUCUGGAGCACUGCGGCAAUUCGUUGUGCAAUCGAGACGAGCUCGACGCGGAGGGUAACUGUCGAGUGGAGACUUGGUCGACGCCUUUUCGCAUCAGAGUGGCGUUCGGCCCCGGCAGCAACACGAGUGGCAGCCUCGAGGACAACACCGGCAUGUGUCUCGUGUACCAACAGCUGCCCUGCGUCGCUUGACGCGCGUAUCCUCCGCGACGACGAAGAGGACGACUCUCCUCGAUACGGGAGCGAUCGGCUGGACCUCUUCCCGACUGGUACCGUGAAAUUAGCAAAUCGCGAGGACAAAUAUAUUUAUCGCUUUAUGGCCUCGUAAAUCUCUCAUGUUUCGUGCUUUUCUCCGCGUCUGGAACCGCCUACAAUCGGCUGUAAAUCGGGGAUAAGUGGGAUAGCUUGGGACGUCGCGCACGAAACAAUCAACAACGCGACGAGUCAAAGAGUCAAAUAGUUUUUUUGUUUUAUUUACAAAUGAACUAGCUUAUAUAUAUAUAAAUCGUAAACGCAGCGCACAACUCUCGAUACAGUGAUAGAUAUAUAAUUCGCCAUUGUGUCCCGCUUCUUGUAUUUUUCUUUAAUUAAUUAAUUAUUAUUAUUUUUCUUAAUUCUUCUGGUCGAUUACUCGUCACGAUCAUCGGCUACGAUACGCAGUGUAAUUUAAUCACGGGGCAUCAUCAUCGGUUUUCUCCGUCGAAAUCCCUCGAACGUGAGAUCUGCGGCGAUACGCUUAUCUAAUAAUAUGUAUAAUACGUAACGGUGGCUUUCGCGCUGCGGAAGGCGCCGACGACAAUCGCACGGCAAUCGCAGCGAUAACGAUAUGAAGUUAUAAGAAUAAAUUAUAAUAUCGUUAAUGCAGUAAUAUCGACGAUGACAACGUCACUUUGAAUUGCUCUCCUAGAAGAAACGCGCGCGCUCGCCCCGUCUUGCCUCGAGAGAGUCAAGAUACUCGCGUUAGUCUCCCUUUUGCUUCAAAGGUCAACUUCUCGUAUAUAUCGUACAUGUGUCGUAUAUGAAAGAAUAAUAAUUACAAUAACCAUACAAUAUAUAAUUCGCCAUGAUAAUAAUAAUGAUAAUAGUGACACUUUGUAGAGGCAAUAAUACGGAGACAAUUCAACAACGACAACAAACUCUGCCUCAAAUGGUAGGCAGCGUCUGUUAUUUCGAUGUCGUCGUCGUCGUCGGCGGCGGCGGCGGCAACACACGUCGCGGUUUUGUUGUACAAUUCGAAAAUCAUACUGUCCACUAAGUCAAAAGGACCGUUAAGUAGCGUAAGAGAGGGCGGUGGUCGCGACGAACGUGUAUGCGAUUGUGUAGUGUGAUUGCGCGUGUCUCUGUGUACGGUCACUUGGUGCGGCACACGUUUCUGCCCUAAUACUCUACCGAUGCAAUUUCGGAUGUCCGCGGGAUGUUCAACCCGCCGCAGUCCCGAGGAGCCACGUAUCCUCCCUCUCGAGGAGCCGACCAACGUGAUCUCAACAUUUGCACACAGGUGACGAUCUAUACGAGCUUCGUAUGUAGUCCAAUAAACUAUUUCGUGUUGCAUCUAAAGCUUUGGUCGCAAUAACUACAAAAUAAUUUAUUGAACUACAUAUAUAUAUAUAUACAGAGUAUCCGACACGCAAUACCACGUGUAAAGGUAGAGCGCAAAAACCCCUGGCAGUUUGUAACCAACAGCUACGUAAAAUUUCGAGAUAUUAAAAAAAGAAGAUCUCACCGAAAAUUGCGGAAACGCGACCGCCUCUUAGCACGGAUGGACAUUGGGUGACAGCAAAAAGCGGAGUGCAAUGAUGCAAGCGGCGCAUCAGCAAUUAUUUCUUAACGUAUCACGAGCGUGUCGUACGCAUGUCGCUAAGAAACAGUGUCUCAACCAUUUUCGAUGAGAACUCGCGUUUAUAGAGCCUGUCCCACAAUAUCGUGCGCUCUGCUUUGUCUAUUUUUUUCAUUAGUAUCUCGAAAUUGAUUGCUUGCAAGCUGCAAGCAAGAGUUUUCGUGCUCCAGUGAACGCGCUUCACACGUGGUAUUGCGUGUCUUGCGUCAGACACCCUAUAUAUUAAUUAGGUAGUGCAUAUUACAUUGAGAAAAUUUUUUUCAAUCAAAGAAUUUCGAUAGGUGCAGAAGCUCAAAACUUGUCACUUUAAGAACAAUCAUUAAUUUCGAGACUGCAGCCUUUUCUGAAAUUCUAUUUGAGUCCACUGCGUUCGGGAGGAACGUACGGUAACGCAAUAUGAGCAUAUUUAAUCGGUAUUUUUUUGCGACCGGACGUUUUCUCGAUGGAAUCUGUGGUCGGAGUCAGCAGCCCCGCGGUGCAUCCGAUUGAGCUAUGUGUUCCCGAGAGAAACUGUCGGACGUUCGUCGUUGUAUUUACAAUUGUCGAGCGACACAACGGAGCGCGCUGUACAAAUUCUCAUGAUUAUGCGGUGCGCGCAGGCAACGCGAGAUUCGGAGUGAAUGACGAUGCCUAUGAGGUAAUAUUAAAUUCAGAGGGACGCACGAGUACCCGCUCGAGGCUCGUGACUUCGGGCUAUUCGAUGAAAGUUUCGAGCCGAAUCCGCGACGCGAGACUGUUCCCGACAAUCUUGGACGAGUUUUCCGAGUGUUUCGAAAACGUGUUCGCGCGUGCACACACACACACACACACACACACACACACACACACACAGAGCAGAAACACAAACACACAUGCGGACACGCGCAUGAACACGCCUCAUGAUACUCUUCUUUUCCCCGACAGCCUGGCUAAGUGAAGGCGAAUGUCACGCGAGGAAUUAGCGAGUAACGUGGAUAGUUGUCGUCGUAUACUUUGGAGAAUUUCGGAUAUUGUUCAAGAGAAAGAGACAGAGAAAGAGAGAGAGAGAGAGAGAGACUUGUGCAACUUGUGCCCGAAGUUAUCGAUCGGUCGGCCGAACGACGCGCGGCGACGAUUCGGAUCCGACUCGAGGCUCGUACUCGCACGUCCCGCACGUCGCGUUGUCGAUUAACCGUUGCUACAAUAUUAGAAAACUUGGUAUUAGAAAAACUUGGACUUCCACCCUCGACCCGGCAAGUGGACAACGAUAGAACCGGAACGGAAAACGCGCUUGGAGAAGGCAGCCCGAGCGAGAGCCUCGGGAAUCGAACGGGAUUGCCAGGUCCUUGGUGAUCCUCGGGCAGGUCCUUGAAACGUUUUCGCGAGCGCACAUGCCGCAGCGCGCCCCGUGCGAAUGCGCGGAACGUCGAGGUUGUUCGCCACGCGGCGAACCAAGACCCGACACGUGAUGUUAAUAAUAGCGCCGGCAAAUAACGGCAUUGAUAAAUAGAGAAAAUAAAAGUUUCGCGUUAUACUAAAUUAACCGACGUGUAAAAAUACACCUGACACUUUUAUAUAAACGCGAGUAAGCGCGCGCGCGCAAAUAGCUCAGAUCAAUAUUGAUUAUUUAAUUUCGCCUGAUCAUGGUGUCGGUGUGUAAUGGUUCUGCGCGCGUUGAUAGGGGUAGAAGCGCGGCAUAUAAAUAUAAAAGAGCCGAGCAGGGGCGCGCGAGAGCGCGAAAAGCUCGCCUCGCGAGAAAUUCGGACAUCUGGCAACCCCCUUCUUCUUCUUCGUGAUGUUUUUUUUCCUUCUUUUCUCUUCUCACGGUCAACGUAAAGCAACGAGCGAACGCGAUAGUGGCUACCGCAAGCGGCGAAAUGUACGUUACAAUAAAUUAAUGCUAAAUGUUUA
Odontomachus brunneus is the source of this 5107-nucleotide messenger RNA. RefSeq lists its product as uncharacterized. Bases 160 to 1593 code for a protein of 477 amino acids. The record is from RefSeq and is a predicted model, not a curated record. The transcript is spliced from 6 exons. Lineage: Eukaryota; Metazoa; Arthropoda; Insecta; Hymenoptera; Formicidae.